Sipha flava (yellow sugarcane aphid) is the source of this 2034-nucleotide messenger RNA. RefSeq names its product zinc finger protein 501-like. The record is from RefSeq and is a predicted model, not a curated record. Gene Ontology annotation, molecular function: zinc ion binding; RNA polymerase II cis-regulatory region sequence-specific DNA binding; DNA-binding transcription factor activity, RNA polymerase II-specific. Gene Ontology annotation, biological process: regulation of transcription by RNA polymerase II. Lineage: Eukaryota; Metazoa; Arthropoda; Insecta; Hemiptera; Aphididae. The coding region runs from base 283 to 1713 and encodes 476 amino acids. Gene Ontology annotation, cellular component: nucleus. The transcript has 4 exons.
GGAAAAUAGUUACUGUUGUACUUAAACCGUGUGUUGUAGUUACAGUUACUGAAAUUGUUCAGACUUCUUGGCUUCGUCGAUAAGUGUGUUUUUCUUAUUUUAUUAGUUUAUUUCAGAUUCCUAUUAUCUGUUUAAAAUACCGAUAUCUGAUUCGAUUUUCUACUUUAAUUUUUAGUUGUGGUUAAAAAUCCAAAAUGAAAUACAAUUUCUACGUAAUCUUUUAAUCAAUCGCGAAUUUUUAUUUUUAUCGUUUAAUCAUUUUCUUACUAGAAUUUAUACGAAAUGGACCAAGAACAACAGGGAGUUAUUUACAUUGAAAAUUGGAAUGACCUGUGUCGAUUAUGUUUACGCAACGAUCAACCAUUGCAAAAUUUGUUUUAUGAAGAAUCCCUUUUGGAAAAUGUGCAAGAAGUGACAUGCUUAAGUUUCAGUUUAGAUGAUGAUUUACCCCAUUCUAUAUGUAAAUCUUGUAUUGACCAAGUAAAUUCGUAUUUUGAAUUUCGAGUACGGUGUAAAGCGACAGAUCAUUGGUUAAGAAAUGAAGCUGUGAUUCAAGACAACGAUCAUAAGAAUUCAGUAAUUGAUCCAGAAGUAAUGGAGGAUGAUAAAGACUUAUUAUUAGUGGAGCCAAAUCAAUACGAAGAACAGCUUAUUGAUGAUCCAGAUUCUGUUGAUGAUCAUCAAAUAGUAGAAAAUGAAAUUGAAUUAUCCCAUUGCAUUGUUCAAACAGAGGAAGUUAUGCAAAUUACAGUUAAUGAAGAUAAAACAUUAGACACAAAUACUAAUGAUCAUCAAUGUACAAUUUGUGGUAAAGAACUGUUGUCUGCGUAUACACUUGCAAACCAUAUGCGUUCUCAUAUAGGAGAACGCCCUUAUGGUUGUAGUGUAUGUGAAAAAUUCUUCAAAACAAAAUCCAAUUUAAAUGAACAUUACCGAGUUCACAACCCUGAACUGCGUUGGAUGAAGACGUCUAGCAGAGACAUUCCGUCCAUUACACGUGUGACGGUGACGUCGGAAGACAUGCUGACGUGCGGCAGAUGCUCCAAGGUGUUCGUGUCGUUGGACGACCUGACGGCGCACGAACGCGUGCACGCCGGCGGCCAACGGGACCGGGAACGGGAACGGAACGGCGGCGUCGCGGCGGUGCACGUGUUCACGUGCGAACGGUGCGACAAGAACUUCACUUCGAAGUCGUUGCUAUCCGCGCACAUAGCCAACAACUGUUCGGACGCCGGGAACCCCAACGACCGGCAGUGCCCGUACUGCGGCAAGCAGUUCCGGUCCGCGGCCACGCUAGAGAACCACAAGCGGGUGCACACCAGGGAGAAGCCGUUCACGUGCGACCUGUGCGCCAAGCCGUUCCGAACCAAGGGCAACCUGCUGGAGCACAAGCGCGUGCAUAACAACAGCCUGUGGCUGAUCAAGAACGAGCCCAAGCCGACGGGUGACGCGGCGGUCGGGUGCAGCGUCGGUGACAGGCGGUUCCAGUGCACGUACUGCACGAAACCGUUCCGCACGUACACCGCGCUGCUGAACCACGAGCGCGUGCACACCCGCGAAAAGCCGUUCGAGUGUACCGUGUGCGGCAAGUGUUUCCGCACCAAGUCCAACCUCACGGAACACAUGAAGGGCUGCCACGACGUGGACUCGUCGGCAGCCGGCGGUUCGGACGAGGUGCAAGUGUUCACGUUCAAGACGCAAUCGGUCAGCUGAGGUGCGGCUCGCGGCCUUGUCCACGGGGUUCCUAGUGCUUAUUAGUCGUCGCCGCCACUUAGUGGCCUUCAGCCGGCCUUCUGCACGUCACCGGUACAACCGCCCCGUCCCACUUGCAUCACAUAUAUUCACGUGCGUAUGCUCGGGCGAAGGGAGGGCGCUGUAGGAUUACAUCAGGCGGGACGCGUCGAAGACCGUUAAGUGUUCGUUUUGUACGUUUCGUACGAACGAAGGAGAACAACGAUUAUUCAAUAAAACAAUAUUUCUCGGGUUUCGGUAUAGGUAUUCAUAUAUAAUAAUGUAUAUAGUUUACACGUAAAU